AUGCCCAUUAAUAAGUCUACCCCUCUCGGGCUAGGCGCCCUCUUCGGCCAGCUCGACGCUGUGGCCAUCGUGGCCAACGUGGGCACGCCCGAGGAUUGGCAAAGUACCUUCCGGCGGUGCGGAAUUCGGCUGGGCGUUAGUACGAUUAUAAUAUAUAUAUAUAUAUAUACCUUUUUUUAA
Molecule: messenger RNA, 180 nt
Organism: Colletotrichum tamarilloi
Lineage: Eukaryota; Fungi; Ascomycota; Sordariomycetes; Glomerellales; Glomerellaceae
Exons: 1
Coding region: 1-180 (59 amino acids)
Source: RefSeq, a predicted model, not a curated record